AUGAGGAAUCAUCGGAUCUUCGCUCUACUCUUCGCCCUUGCCGGUCCCUGGCAGGUCACUGCUCAGAGGGAACAUCGAUGGUCCACAUUCAGCGAAGUGGAAACCCCAACUUCAGGAUCACCUAUCACGGUCCAAACAUCGGCGGUGAUCACGAUUGCUUCCAAUCCGGUAGCUACUCCCAUGACGACUGCUUUGUCCGUGGAGAAGUCGCAAGGUGCCGUACUUCAGAACGCUACCAUACCGGCCUCCGCUAUCAGUGUAGCGCCAGCACCUAUCAAUGCUGGCGUCAUGACUAUAGCCAUUCACAAUUACUGGACGGCCCCAUUAUCGGUCUCGUACUUCCAAAACAGCGACUCCCCAAGCGCCGUCGGUGCCCCAAAGCCAGCUCCGCUAGGAACAACUACACAGGUAGUGUUGCCCACAAACUGGGCUGGCAGAAUCGUCAUUGGGAAGACCACCGACGCCGACGGCAGCAAGAUCGAAGGCAGCACCACGGUAUGGAACGAUAUCGACGUCAGCUACGUUGACGGUUUCUCCGUACCGAUCGUCUGCUCGAACGCCACUGCGCCCGUCACUGGCUGCAACAUCAACCUAUGGGACGUUAGCGGGCCUUGCAAUAAUACCGUCGGUGAAGAUGCCGUAUGCCUGAACCCUAUGCAGGGAGUCCCCAAUGGGCCAGCCGAUCCUUGGUUUUUGCCGUGCCAAGGUGUCGCCUACACUUUCCCCAACGACAAUGUCGCGAAUGAUGGAAAUACUGGAACAUCAAAUGUCUCAUGCUGCAUUGGGACCGAGGAGAUGGGCUGCAGGGCGCCAGCUAUGCAGGGAAAGGGCAAUGACCAGGCGUCGAAGCGGGCGUUGCAGGCACCAGAGAAGCCGCUUGGGUUGGAAAAGGCGGUGAAGCAUGAUAAAGGAGAUUCCGCAUUGCGACAUGCGCACAGCCAUCUCAAGAAACAUGUUGACCGGGCGAGGUUCCGCGAGCGAGCCUUUUAG
Molecule: messenger RNA, 990 nt
Organism: Letharia columbiana
Lineage: Eukaryota; Fungi; Ascomycota; Lecanoromycetes; Lecanorales; Parmeliaceae
Exons: 3
Coding region: 1-990 (329 amino acids)
Source: RefSeq, a predicted model, not a curated record